Molecule: messenger RNA, 2001 nt
Organism: Anopheles marshallii
Lineage: Eukaryota; Metazoa; Arthropoda; Insecta; Diptera; Culicidae
Gene: conu
Product: rho GTPase-activating protein conundrum
Exons: 9
Coding region: 1-2001 (666 amino acids)
Biological process (GO): regulation of small GTPase mediated signal transduction; regulation of actin filament polymerization; signal transduction
Cellular component (GO): cytoplasm
Molecular function (GO): GTPase activator activity
Source: RefSeq, a predicted model, not a curated record
AUGCUAUCGCGCAUCGGGGGUGGUCAUCAGGUGCAGCAACCUUCGUCGGCGCCACCGCCACCUCUGGCCAUAAUGAUGGCAAGUAAUCAUCACAAAGUGUCACAUGUGGUGGACGAUUUGGAUGAGUAUUUAUCCGAGUACAAGCUGCAGGCACCGAUUGAACCCAUCAUCCAUUAUGCCGAUGGAGAACUCGAAGCAGAAUGGCUUAAUUCGGCAGGAUUUCCACAGCUAACCAAAGCAUUUGAAGAAGGUCGCGAGCUGCCAGCGACAGAAUUAGCUCCGGUCAUCUGUGGUCUAUCGAGCAUGCACGCGGAAGCGGUAAAGCAGCGCGUGAAGGCGCUCAAUCGCACGGUACGUGGACGCACACGCAACCGAUCGACGAAGAAGCCGGACAUUCGGGACGUAUUUCGGGAUCAAGAUUCUUCCAGCACGGGCACCCGUUCACGCAGUGCCACACCCGACUCGCUUGACUCGUUACCAGGAGACGAUACUUGGAAUACGCCAUCGAGCAAUGGGCAUCACCCUCACAUACCAGGCUUUGUUUCCAUAUUUGAUGGUUAUGGUGUUGUUCGCCCGACCCCUAUCCGUGGCAAACAAAAUCUCCGCCGCACACCCAGUGCACCAUUACGUGGUUCCGCGGAACUGUUCCGUGGCUCGCACAUUCGAUGCGACAUCCCAAUUCACAACGAGGGCAUUGAAUUGCUUAACUUCCAAAGACUGGGAACGAUUCACAUACCAAGGAUUCGAUCCGGUUCGGAUCCAUCAUUUACGAUCGGACCCCACGCUGGUCAACACAUUUCCGGCACGCGAAGCCACUCCAACCUAUACAACGGCACGUCCGUUGUCCGUCGGGACAAUGACGACUCUGGCAACUCGUCCUCUGAACAGAGCCCGCCGAGCUCGCCGCCACGCAACAGUCUACUAAACUCAGUGGAGAACUCACCGCUUCGCUCGUCAUACGAACCGGUCAGCUUCGAGAGCAUGAUUAAGCAAACGAUCCCUUCGGCCGCGGACCAGUGGCAACAGCUGCCGGAAAGUUCCCGUGAACCUUGCCUCGACAUCGACCAGAUAUCGGAAGGUGAGCAGAAGCGAUUACAACCGCUGCUGUGGCUCGAAUUGGCCUCACUUUUUGACAAAAAUCACGUGUCACUCGACAAGCGGAAACCUUUCAAACGAAAGCGAAAAGAGGAAGGCAAUGUGUUUGGCGUAUCGCUGAAUGCACUUGUUCGGCGUGAUCAACAGGUCACUGGAGAGGAUACAGCCUUGGUGCCACUAGUACUGCAGGCCAUAUUGGCUGAGCUAGGUGUGCGUGGUGCUAGAGAAGAAGGCAUUUUACGAGUACCAGGCCACAAGCAGAAGAUCGAAGCACUGUACAAUGAAAUUGAACAUAAUUUUUAUUGCAAGCCAGAAAAGAUCAAUCCACUGAUCAAGAAGGCAGGUGUGCAUGAUCUCAGUGCACUCUUGAAGCGUUGGUUAAGAGAGCUACCCCAGCCACUGUUGGCUAAUGAUCUGGUACACCUUUUUUAUCAAACGAAUGUUUUACCUCCACACGAUCAGUAUAAGGCACUAGCUGUACUUUGUCAGCUAUUACCACACGAAAAUCGCAACACAUUGCGUGAACUGCUAAAUUUCUUCCGUCGAGUUGUCGAGUUCCAAGCAUUGAACAAAAUGUCCCAACAGAACGUGGCAACGAUCAUUGCACCUUCAUUAUUUCCUCCAAGAUUUGUUCAUCCAGCGGAUAAGAAUGAUAUUGGGGCGCAAGUACGCAUGGCAGCCCAGUGUUGCCAUCUAACUAACGUGUUGAUAACUAUGACAGACUGCUUAUGGUUGGUGCCUCAACGUCUGAUUGAACAAGGCAAGAUGAUUAAUAAAAACGGACAGCCUAAGCGUCAGCUAACUCGGAACACCAAAAAUGAAAGUAUCGUAUCGAUGAAUCGCAGUGACACGAAUGGCGAUGAUUUUGUGUUCGAUACCAACCAUAUUCAUCGUUUAGUGAUAUGA